Molecule: messenger RNA, 1487 nt
Organism: Dreissena polymorpha
Lineage: Eukaryota; Metazoa; Mollusca; Bivalvia; Myida; Dreissenidae
Exons: 2
Coding region: 217-1092 (291 amino acids)
Source: RefSeq, a predicted model, not a curated record
AGCUCAUACAGUCAUGUGCUCCAAACGAACCAAUAGGCGUCGUCGUUGCCUCAUUAAGAUUCAGACUGCCUGGUCAAGGCGAUGGUGUUUUAGCGCACUAGCUAUAGUGACACUGUAGACAAACACGGAGUUCUUUUAAUAACUGAUUCUGUGGUACGAUUCUUGUCAACAUAUUUUAAAGGAUAACGUAGGAAAAUAUUGGCAACGAGGUGAAUCAUGGACGACAAGGAGUUUCAGCUCAAUCUUCAAGAGCUCGUUGAAAACUAUGUAUGGGAUUGCUUCAAGUGCGAUCUGGGCUUUUUAAAAGGUAUUUUCUAUCAACGCCAUAAGCACUACUUUGACAUUCGCUGGGGAUAUGUCGAUUUUCAACACGUCACUACGAAGACAGACCGUCCAAUGAUCCGAUCGGUCACCAAAGACAAGACAGAACUGUAUUUUACAGAGUACCAAAACAAGUCUAAUCGGGAUCAGAAGUACACCUUUUCCACCACAAGAGAGACCGUAGCAACCACUAAAAUUGAGCUCCAAGAAAACUACACAUUAGGUGCGGAAACUAACAUAGAGAUUGACCUUGCAGGAGUGGUUAAAAUCGGAGGCGGCGUAAAUGGGUCGGUUUCCGUAACCAACACAAAAGGCGAAGAUUUUAGUGAGACUUUAAAUUGGAAUAUUAACACAGAAAUAGUGGUUCCAAAGUGGAACAAGGCCCGUGCUUCGCUGUACGUUUUCGAAGAACCAUCCAUAACGGAAUUCGUGGUGACCACGACCCUAUCGCUGCCGACCGGAAGUCUUCCGGUCUCCAUACGGAGGGUAAAAGAUGACAAGAUAAUAAAAACCUACUGGAUAAUGAACCUUCAUUGUCUCUUUUCGGACAAGCAAAAGGAGGACGGUAUCGUGAAGUGCGAAACGAAGCCUGUUCCCGGAAAAUCAAUAGAUGACGCCAUUGUUGUCAUCGAGACACGUGGCACGUGUAGAAAUGUUUCGUGGAAGAACCAGCACGUGGAGGUACAGUGUGAGCGCAUGGCGGACGUCGGGAACGAAGCAAGUGACUCGCAUGACGACGACGAAAGCGACGACGACAAGGCUAAAAACUAGAAAAAAUAAAUACGAAAUGGGUUGUUACCAAAGAAGCUUUCAUUGAGACGAGAUGUGUAAAUGCAAGUCGCAUUUCAAACGGAUGUAAACACAAACAUCUCAGCAUCCUAUAUUGGCCUUUUCGGCUUGAAACCAUGUAAAGUCAAUUGUGUGUUGUUUUAGACGAUUUACAACGAUUGGAACCGUGAUUGUGGCUUUAACACGUGCAUUCGGUCGUGCUGAUUUUAAUUAUGAAUAAUAACGUAUAUUAAUUAACAUAGCUGUGCAUGGUUAUUAAAGUGCAUAUGUAUUAUAUUUACAUUUUGAAUAGUAUACAGUGUUUUGUUGUGUUGUAUUGGAUAGUAGUAUUUAAUUACAACCAGUAUUAAAUUACAAAUAGUAUUAAAUUACAAGCU